Linepithema humile (Argentine ant) is the source of this 1328-nucleotide messenger RNA. RefSeq names its product serine/threonine/tyrosine-interacting protein-like. Lineage: Eukaryota; Metazoa; Arthropoda; Insecta; Hymenoptera; Formicidae. Gene Ontology annotation, cellular component: nucleoplasm; cytoplasm. Gene Ontology annotation, biological process: regulation of ERK1 and ERK2 cascade; protein dephosphorylation; negative regulation of protein binding. Gene Ontology annotation, molecular function: F-box domain binding; protein tyrosine/serine/threonine phosphatase activity. The record is from RefSeq and is a predicted model, not a curated record.
UUGACAUGAGAAGGUUAGAUGACUGCAAAUAAGAUAAGAUUUAUUUAUUUACAAGCAUGGAAUCUACGGAGCCAGCAGCUAAAAACCAAGAAGUAGAAAAUUUCAAUCAAUUUCAAAAAACUUUGAAAUAUUUUUAAUGUAACGGGAUAACGGUGCCUUGUUUAACUUGUAUGAGACACUGUACGUUGUAUUGCCGUACAUGCGCAUACAACCGGUCCCAUAUCGCAACACUGCCUCAAGAUCUAUUCUUGGGUUAGGACUUCAUAUUUUCCAAAACCAAGGCUGAAGCAAGAAAAAAAAAGUGACCCUGUACAAGACGAGUUGAAGCAGUGAAAUUAAAUGAUGCACCAAUUUUUUUAUAAAGAAACUAAUUCAAUUACUAGAUACAUAUGGGAAAACACUCGCAAAAGACAAGGAAUAGCUCAUGAUCCAGGAAUACCUAAAUUCUUUGAUUUGGAUAAAGAGAAGAAAGAAUGGAUUUACAUAAUGAGAAGAUGCAUGCAGGAGGUGAUACCCAAUAUCUUCCUCGGCCCAUACAGUGUUGCUAGUCGCUCCAAAUUGCAAUCUUUGCUAGAUCAUGGAAUAACACAUAUAAUCUGCGUCAGGCAUACCAUUGAAGCCAAUUUUAUAAAACCCAAUUUUCCUGAUAACUUCAAAUAUCUCGUCCUGAACAUUGCUGAUACAGAGAUGGAAAAUAUUAUUCAACAUUUCCAGAAAGUGAAAGCAUUCAUUGACGAAAGCUUACAUUUAGGUGGUCGAGUUCUUAUUCAUGGAAAUGCUGGUAUUUCAAGAUCUGCAGCAUUGGUUUUGGCAUAUAUUAUGGAAACAUAUGAACUUUCACUUGAGCGUGCAUAUUGUGUAUUACUGCGGCGAAGAUUCUGUAUAAAUCCAAAUGAGGGCUUUUUAACGCAACUAAGAGAGUACGAGCCUCUUUACCAAGCGCGCAAGGCAACACAAAUUCAACAGAGCUCAGAUCAAUGUAAUAAACGAACGAUCUCUCAAAUGGACAUCGACAUGAACGAUUCAGAGGAAGACAAAAUCAAGAGUAUAAAGACAUGAUAAUACUGAUGAUUGGGGGGGAGAAAACGCAAAUUAUCAAAUACUCAGAUAUAACAAAUACAAGUUUUCUUUUUAAGUUAUGCACUUCUUGCACUUGCACUUCAAUUCUCAAUUUUUUCAAUUUUUUUUCCUAUAACUGAAUAUAAUUUAAAAAACCAGAAAAACUAUUUUUAUAAUGAGCUGUUAAUCAGCGCCAAUAUGCUGUGCCAUGCUGUUGGAAUCAUUGUUCAUAUAUUCAGAUCCAUGAUGGAAUAUAUAUGAUAAAAUAA